This is a messenger RNA of Prunus dulcis (almond), 2415 nucleotides long. RefSeq names its product acid beta-fructofuranosidase 1, vacuolar-like. The record is from RefSeq and is a predicted model, not a curated record. The coding region runs from base 219 to 2138 and encodes 639 amino acids. Lineage: Eukaryota; Viridiplantae; Streptophyta; Magnoliopsida; Rosales; Rosaceae. Gene Ontology annotation, biological process: carbohydrate metabolic process. Gene Ontology annotation, molecular function: beta-fructofuranosidase activity. The transcript has 6 exons.
CUCUCUCUCUCUCUCUCUCUCUCUCUAAAUUGGACAACCACCAAUCUCCAUGCUUAUGUCUCAAUACCAAUAACCCAUAUACUACAAAGCCUACAAGCCAUUGCUGAGAUCUACGACUUAGAUGGGCUUCUGAUUCUCCCUCAUUCUCUAUUUAAACCCCAUUGAAUUUAUUAUCAACACACUCUUCUCUCUCAAACCCCACUUGCAGAGAGACCGCUAUGGACACCAACACUACUUCCUACACUCCCUUGCCCGGAGACCCCUUCCUCUCCGGACCUCCGGCUACUCCACGGAGACCCUUGAAGGGUUUUGCCGUGAUCUUUGCCGCCGUCAUUUUUCUCAUGUCCUUGGUCGCAUUAAUCAUCAAUCAAGGCCCACCUCAACAAGAUAGUCACCACCAUAAAAAACAGUCAGCUUCUACUGCUUCAUCAGAGACGACGUCGUAUUCAAGACUGCCUAGAGGAAUAGCACAAGGAGUCUCAGCCAAAUCCAACCCAUCUUUUUCCGACGAAGCUUCUUAUAAUUGGACCAAUGCCAUGUUUUCUUGGCAAAGAACAGCCUUCCAUUUUCAACCAGAACGUAAUUGGAUGAAUGAUCCUAAUGGUCCAAUGUUUUACAAGGGAUGGUAUCACCUGUUCUACCAGUACAACCCGGACUCUGCUGUGUGGGGCAACAUCACGUGGGGCCACGCCGUGUCAAUAGACCUGAUCCACUGGCUCUACCUCCCGCUCGCGAUGGUCCCCGAUCGAUGGUUCGAUGCGAACGGAGUGUGGACCGGGUCUUCGACCAUCCUACCCGAUGGCCAAAUCGUAAUACUAUACACUGGAAGCACCAAUGAGUCUGUGCAAGUACAAAAUCUUGCCUACCCUGCCAACCUAUCUGAUCCCCUCCUCCUCCAUUGGGUCAAGUACUCGGGUAACCCGGUCCUAACUCCACCACCCGGAAUUGGAUCUACGGAUUUCCGUGACCCGACAACCGCGUGGAUUGGGCCCGAUGGCCUAUGGCGAAUUACGCUCGGGUCAAAGGUCAAUAAAACUGGCAUUUCAAUUGUCUACACCACCGCUAAUUUUAUAGACUACGAGCUAUUGGAGGGGGUUUUGCAUGCGGUCCCGGGUACGGGUAUGUGGGAGUGCGUGGAUUUUUACCCGGUUUCUAUACACGGGUCCAAGGGUUUGGAGACGUCCGUGAAUGGCCCGGGAGUUAAGCACGUGCUGAAGGCCAGUUUGGAUGAUAAGAAAAUGGAUUACUAUGCAAUUGGGACUUACUUUGUGGAGAACAAUACGUGGAUACCUGAUGACCCGAAAAUAGAUGUGGGUAUCGGGUUGAAAUACGACUAUGGGAGAUACUAUGCAUCAAAGACAUUUUAUGACCAGAACAAGGAGAGAAGGAUCCUGCUUGGUUGGAUCAAUGAAACUGAUACUGAAACUGAUGACUUGGAAAAAGGCUGGUCCUCCCUUCAGACCAUUCCUAGGGCUGUGCUGUUUGACAAUGCAACUGGAACCAAUUUGCUUCAAUGGCCAGUGGAAGAGAUUGAAGACUUGAGAUUAAACACUACAGAGUUUAGCGAUGUCUUGGUUCAGGCAGGGACGGUUGUGCCGCUUGAUAUUGGAACAGCUACGCAGCUGGACAUAUUGGUCGACUUUGAAAUACAAGUAUUGGAAACAGAGUGUGUAAAUGGGAAUGGCAGUGUAGGUUGCGGUGAUGGGGCUACAGAUAGGAGCACAUUGGGACCAUUUGGCAUUUUGGUCCUUGCAGAUGAGACUCUUUCUGAGCUAACCCCUGUUUAUUUCCGAGUUUCCAACUCCACCGAUGGGGAUGUCACGACUUAUUUCUGCGCCGACGAAACAAGAUCUUCUAAGGCUCCUGAAGUCUACAAAACAGUUUAUGGAGGCCAAGUUCCUGUGUUGGAUGGUGAAACGUAUUCUGCUAGAGUAUUGGUUGAUCAUUCAAUUGUGGAAAGCUUUGCACAAGGAGGUAGGACGGUGAUUGCGUCGCGGAUUUAUCCAACGGAAGCAAUCUAUGGAGCAGCAAGGCUAUUUUUGUUCAACAAUGCAACUGGAGUGAAUGUCAAGGCCACCCUCAAGAUUUGGCAACUCAAUUCAGCCUUCAUUCAUCCUUUCCCAUUAGACCAGAUUUGAUCAGUCACAGUAAAUUAAGGAAUUCUUGCAGCAGAGCAAAGCCAGUUGAUUAAUCAAAUCUAUUGCCGCAAAUCUCCUUCGUUAGGAUCAUAAAUUUUGUGGCAAACAAAUGCCAAGUGAGCGUCAUUGUUAUUUAAACCUUUUUUUUUUUUUUUCUUCCUUGUUUGGGUUGUACCAUUCAGUUUGUAGUUAGGCAUGACCUUCAGCCAUAUCUGUUGAUUCAAGUUCCAAUAGUAAUAAACUAAUGAAGUUAAAAUUUUGCUCAUUGAACUGAAAA